UCUCUAGCAAACCUGAUCCAUCCCCGCUCGCUCUUGCCCGAUGGCGCUGCCGAACCAAGCCCCGGCGAAGAGCAGGAACCCGAGGCGGCAGCUCAUUGUGGAAACUGAAGAAUUAGCGCUUCUUAACCAAUCACUCUGAAGCUUUGAUUCUUCCCUGGGGCCUCUCAAGUUUUCUUCUUUGGAUAAUUUCUUCCUGCAAGGUUUGGUCUUUUUUCUGGUUCUGCCAUGACGACCUCCGCCUUGCGUCGACAGGUGAAAAACAUUGUGCACAAUUAUUCUGAAGCAGAAAUCAAGGUGCGUGAGGCCACCUCCAAUGACCCCUGGGGACCCCCCAGCUCUUUAAUGUCUGAGAUUGCUGACCUGACCUUCAACACAGUGGCUUUUGCAGAAGUCAUGGGUAUGAUCUGGAGACGGCUGAAUGACAGUGGCAAGAACUGGCGUCAUGUCUACAAGGCCCUGACUCUUCUGGACUACCUCAUUAAAACAGGCUCAGAGAAGGUGGCUCAUCAGUGCCGGGAGAAUCUGUAUACCAUUCAGACUUUAAAGGAGUUCCAGUACAUAGACCGUGAUGGCAAAGAUCAAGGCAUCAAUGUUCGUGAAAAGGUGAAGCAGGUGAUGAGCCUGUUGAAGGAUGAAGACAGACUGAAGCAGGAAAGAGCCUACGCCUUGAAAACCAAAGAGCGGAUGUCCAUUGAAGGGAUGGGUAUUAGCAGCAGCAAUAGCAACAGCCACCAGCUUGCCUAUGGACGGCGGGCAUCACAGUAUGGCGAUGACUACAGCAGAUCAAGAGGUUCUCCAUCCUCCUUUAAUUGUGAGUACUGCAACGCUUCUUCAUCAUCACCUCGGUUCAACUCUGACCUGGAGCAGGCAAGGCCACAGACUACCGGUGAAGAAGAGCUCCAGCUUCAGCUUGCCCUGGCAAUGAGUCGAGAAGAAGCAGAAAAGCAGCCACUUCCUCCAGUCUCCAGCACAGAUGAAGAUUUGCAAUUACAGAUAGCGCUUACCCUGAGCAAACAAGAGCAUGAGAAGGAAGUUAGGGCAUGGAAAGGAGAAAAUUCACUACUACAAAAGGCACUGGAAGAAAGUAACCUGGGUGUUGAGGAAGUUGAAGAAGAUGAUAAGGGAAAGAAAACACAGUCUUCUGUGUUGGAGCUGGCAGACAUUUUUGGAUCAGCACCAGUCACCUCUACCCAUACUUCUGCUGACCCAUGGGAUAUUCCAGGUGGGGGCACUGUUCGAUCUGUUGACACAGACUUCUCUCCUCCAGCUCUAUCCUUGUCCAGUUCUUGGGACCACAAUAAUAACAAAUCUCCUGUAGAAUCAGCAGGAACAUCCUGGGGUCCUGCUGCAGACCCUUGGGUGCCAUUACCUUCGGAGGAUCCUCUGACUCAGUCUUCUGCCAGUCAAGCUUCUUCCAGCCCCUGGAAUCUUCCUCUUGUCUCUUCUGCCUCUGAUCCAUGGGGGAUAAAAUCAUUGCCUUCAGGUGUCUCAUCGACAGACCCCUGGGGAAAACAAUCACCACCUGCUCCACUCUCUGCAAAUGUCACUUCUGCUGCUGAUCCUUGGGGAGGUUCUACUGAUAAUUCCUCUGCCCCUGACAAUAGUACAUUUGACUUAUUUGCAAAAUUACCUGAAUCUGUGGACCAACCAGAACAUGAAAGUUCUCAGGCUCCAUCAUCUGUGAAAGCCAACAGUUCUGGAGAUGUGGGUCUGUUUGGUGACCUUAUUCCAAGCACCGCCGAGAAUGGAAUUCAAAAUAAAGAUAUUUUUGAUAUUGCAAGUUUAGGAGAUUCUUUACCUGAUUCAAAGGAGAAGGACAACAAAACACCAGAGACCUUUCUUGGCCCCAACGCCUCUUCCUUGGUUAACUUGGAUUCCUUGGUUACAGCCCCCCAGAGCAUGAAGUCACGUAAUCCAUUUCUGGCAGGACUUAGUGCCCCUUCACCUACCAAUCCGUUUAACGUUGAUCAGCCCAAACCAACUCUCAAUCAGAUGCGGACCAACUCCCCAGUGCCUAGUGUUCCUAUGGGGAUGCCAAUGAACUCUAUGACCUACAGUGCUUCUCUCCCUCUUCCACUCAGUAGCAUCCCCUCAACGAUGACUCUCCCAGCCUCUGUGAGUGCCUUCCCUCAGGCUGGAGCAGGGCCUUUCCCAGAGCUACCUAGCAACUUGCCUCAACCUCUCCUACCACUCUCUGGCUCGAUCCCACCACCAUUAGCUUCACAAAGCGGUAUGAACCCUUUUCUCUGAGAAGACUUGAUUGGUAACAUAUGAUGUACCCCUUACUUCUUUACCAACCAUUAUGGAGGAUCUCCCAUGCAAAGCACAUUUGUUUUGAAGCAAGCAUCUCCCUGGAAGUUCUGAUCAAAGAGACUCUGCAUGAAUCUCCUUGCUCAAUGAGAUAUUGUACAAAAAAACAACAACUGUCCCAUCAGGUUGAACAUUGCUAUAGUCUGCUGCUGAUGGCAGUUGGGACCUCAGCUGACAUCGUUUUGAUGGAUUAAAAAGGAGGUUGGAGGGCAGUUCUGCAGAAGGGCAUUUCUUUUUCUAAGGAUCUUUGCUCUCCUGCCUUUAUGUUGGCACAAACAGUGACUAACAAACAAAACAAACAAAACAAAAACUCAAGAUUACUUCUUCAAUGUGAAGGAAAGAAAUUAUUUUAUAGUUUGCAUGGAAAUACACAAAUAAUUGCCAAGGCUUACAGCUCUACUUCCUGCAUGGCAGGGGCACAGUCUCAUUCCUGGGAAUCUUGACAGCUCAGCAAAUUUUGCAAUGCCAUAUGCAAGGGGAGAAGAUCUGAUUUUUUAUUUUUUGCUACAGUCACUUUUACUGGAUUGCCUAAAGGUAACCUCUUCUGUUUCCUGCUAUUUCCACUCAGUCACAUUUUCAGCAAUGGUCUUUUAGUUUGCUUGUGAGCUUUGGAUACUCUGAGAUUCAGCGAGGGACCAGUAUGAAGGUAGGAGCUACAUAGAAGGAAAUAAUAUUUUUUUAAAAAAAGGGCAAUCAAACUCAAUGCCUGCACUGUGUGGAUACAGUGGCAAGAAUGCUGAUCCAUGAAAGGGAUGGAGAAUAGAGUUAUAAACUCCAAUUCUCUAGAAAUAUCUGACCAAACUCUGGCUUCUAAAUCAAAUGUCUCAAAAAAAAAGAAAGAAAGAAAAGAGAAGAAAAGAAAAGAAAAGAAAAGAAAAAAAAAAGAAAAAAAACCAGGUCCCAAUCCCAGGCAUUCCAAAUUCUGAAGAUGCUGCCACACUUUACGUUAAGAGCUUCUUCCUGUUCCUAUUUGCUACUCUACUACUGUUGUAUUAAAUAUAUCACUGCUGUUCUGCUUCUGAUAGCUUUGAUCCAAAGACUUUACUUUGUCAACUUCUCCAUAUUUAUAGAGCAACACGAUGGAUGUUCUGAUUUUCGCUUUGGAUGGUCCCUUAGUUACAUAUCUGAUCACAUAGACUUUUGUUUUCUUAGUGCCUGCCUCUCAGUCUCAAAUCCAGUCUGCAAGACGGUGGAGCUCAGCAACAUCAAACCCAGUCCAGAACACUUGAAUGAACUUUGUGAAGUGCAUGAGAAAGCUUGGACUAUCUUGCAUGGUGGCAAAGGGCUUUGUUAAAUGUGUUUGGGAACUCUAUCCAUGAGAACCUUAAUAUUGGGCUUGAUGGCCUAGAUGCCUUUCAUUCAAGCUUAGAGUUGCUUUGAAAACAUUGAUAUUUGUAAGCUUCUUUCAGUGAACCUCUCCCACGCCCAGGGUCCUCCUAGGGUUAUUAUUGAAUGAAUGUGGUAUAAACCAGAAUGCUAGAAUACUGGUGGUACAGCAUAAGCAUCCCAGAUACCAGCUGUGUCUUAAUUGACAAUUUCACUCAGCAUGCCAAUACAAGUUACAUCUGCAGGGUAUGAUGACUGUGGAGCACUGAUUCAGCUGCAAUGGGAGAGAAAUCAGGGCCACCCAUGGAGAGCAAUGCAGGACAAUCACUGGGGCUUUUUAGCCUGUAUGUAAACACAAUGCAAUCAUACCAAUACAGAUUUUCAACCUAUAUAAAAUAAUGGGGGUGAUGAGAGAGUAAGAGGCCAAUAAAAUGCUCAAAUGUACUUGGUAAUUUAGAAUGUUUUAUAUGCUCCUUUUAAGUGUUUAGUUAUAAGCAAGGGGAGGGAGCGCGAAUGAGACUGCAAGAGUAAGCACGAAUGUAUACAAAACAUCAAUCCCCUCCCCCAUUUUACUUCUUUUAUUACUACAUAUUGCUCUGAUUGGAACAGACUUUUGUGCUAUCUUUGAUCAUUGUGUAUUCUGAAUUAAAGUUAAGAAUUUUUGUUUCCAUGCUCAAGGAGUAGAGGUUUUUCAUCCUGUUUGGCCAGUCCUAAAUGAUAAUUGAGAGGACAGAAAUUUUGGGGCUAGUGGGAGAUGAAAAACAUUCAGUAUAAACGCCACCAAUGCAGUAACAUUUUAAGAUAGCCACAGGAAUGUCAAAAUGACAUGUGUUAAGUGAAUCUGGCUUCCCCAUUGACUUCGCUUGUCAGAAAGUAGCAAAAGGUGUUGACAUGAUCUGGGGACACUGCAACCAUCAUAAAUAUGAAACAGUUGCCAAGCAUCCAAAUUUUGGUCACGUGACCAUGAGGAUGCUGCAAUGGUCGUAAGUGUGAAAAAUGGCCAUAAGUCACUUUUUUCAGUGAUGUUGUAACUUCAAACUGUCACUAAAUGAACAGUUGUAAGUUGAGGACUACCUGUACUGUGUUUGAUUCUGUCGUGCUACAUAUUCAAGUAAUUCCAUGGGAAUUAGCCCAUGGCCAUGUGUGAAGAUGGCCUUCAUUUACUUGGAGGUUAUUGCUGAAAUAUUUUUAGUCAUCACCAUUUAAAGAACUACCACUUUUAACAUAGGCUUGCAGUAUUCCAGACUACAGAGAUAAUUCUGGUUUAUCCUGUUAGAACAAUAGCAAUUAACAUUUUUACUAUAAAGAGAAAUUUCUCCCUACAUUAACUAUUGUUUCUAGUAGCCUCAACCUUGAAUGGCGAAUUGCAAAGAAUAUUUGGCAGUAUCAGACAGGCCACAGGUUCUCUUCUCUAUGUUAGAUAUGAACAUUAUUAGGCUAUUUAAGGAUAGCUAAAAUUGCUGGAUGUCUUGCCAAAUUGCUAGCCAUAACAUAUGCAAGAUUAAUCAAUCAUUAAGAAUAUAAAUAAUUUAUGAACAUAUAUGUUUAAGACUUUAAUAAUUAUGUCAUAGCUAAUCUCACCUCAGAUGGUAUUGUAAAUAACUGCUUUUACCAAGAAAAAAAAUCACCUAUCCUGCAAGUCUAAUAACAUGUAUGUUAUUAAGCUUGCCAGUGCUAUAGAAAUAAUUUGUUUUUCCAGUUCCCUAUCUAAUUGAGAACAAAUUUAUUGCUUGAUAAUGAAUUUUGAUAGAACAGACAUUUUUGUUGAUAAUCAAUCAUGACUAUUAUAUCCAGGUAGCUGUUUGUGGGAGAAUUUGUUUCUUCUACUCAUAUGCCCUUUAUUUUCAAAGUAACCUUUUAAUUUGGUAUAGUUUCUGGUCCACUUCAGAUGUUGAGCAUCCCAUUUCCUUUUUAAGUCAUUCAUCUGUGUGAGAGUACAAAUGACCGAAUACUGACAUGGCCUAUUUGCCUAUUUAUUUUUGCAUUCUCACAUUAUAUUAGAAAGAUAUUUUCCAUAACACCUUGCAAAGGCAUCUAUCCACUUUGUAAACUAGGGUCUGGAUUCCACUUAGAUUUACAUUUGAUAUGAAUUUGAUAAGCCCAAAUGAACAAACGAAUAUAUAAUUUAUAUUUUACAGUUGAGUAAAAUAUAGUCACUGCAUAAAACAUGAGUAAGGUGUAGGUGUGUGUGUGUGAAAGAGUGUAUUCGGUUCAGUGAACUAGUUCAUUCUUUAUAAUGCUUUGUGACAAUAUUUCUCAGAUUGGCUCUUUGUUAAAGUUUUUAUCACAAAUGUUAUUCAAUGAGUGCUAUUUUUCAGUGAAAUUUCAAUUUCAGUCAAUAGUGGUUUGCAAAGAGCCAAAUAAAAUCUCUCUCCCUCUC
Molecule: messenger RNA, 6016 nt
Organism: Pantherophis guttatus
Lineage: Eukaryota; Metazoa; Chordata; Lepidosauria; Squamata; Colubridae
Gene: EPN3
Product: epsin 3
Biological process (GO): endocytosis
Cellular component (GO): clathrin vesicle coat; plasma membrane; endosome
Molecular function (GO): phospholipid binding; clathrin binding
Source: RefSeq, a predicted model, not a curated record